AUGGAUAAGUCAUGGAUGCACUCGGAUAGAAGAUCGAAGGCAUAUGAGUUAGGGGUGGAAGCAUUUUUGAACUUUUCUGUAGAAAAUCUUCUAACUACCACACAUAUCCGUUGUCCAUGUGUUAAAUGUGUUAAUUUGAAAUUGUUUGGGGUUGGAAUUAUAAGGGAUCACUUAUACUUUAAUGGAGUUGACCAAAGCUAUAAGAAUUGGACAUUUCACGGAGAACCUUGGGAAGCAACUACUAAUGCUAGUAGAAAUGUUGAAGAAGAUGAUGACCAUAGUAGGUACAGUUUUGUGUCUGAAGAAAUAGAGAUGGAUGAUAAUGAUUUUGGUGAUUUUGGAUCUGAUCCUUAUGAGUUUGCCAAUGUGAUUGGGGAUGGAGAUCAACCAUUGUACCCUGGUUGUAGAAAGUACACGAAGUUAUCAGCAUUAGUGAAGUUGUAUAAUUUGAAGGCAAAACAUGGGAUGAGUGAUGUCUGUUUUACAGAAUUAUUGAUACUUCAAGGCGAUUUGCUUCCAGAAGGAAAUACAAUACCGGCCUCUAUGUGGAAGGAAGGCAAAGAUUCAAUCUUGAAAGAGGGUGUGCCAGCGAAGGUGGUGUGGUAUUUUCCUCCAAUUCCAAGGUUUAAAAGGAUGUUUCGAUCACAUGAGACAGCUAAGAGUUUGACUUGGCAUGCUGCUAGAAAAUCAAUUGACGGUCAGAUGUCUCAUCCAGCGGAUUCCCCGUCUUGGAAACUUCUUGAUGAUAAAUGGCCCGAGUUUGGUAAUGAGCCGAGAAACUUGAGAUUGGCUCUUUCAUCUGAUGGAUUCAAUCCCCACAGUUCUCUAAGUAGCAGAUAUAGUUGCUGGCCAGUUAUCUUAGUUACAUAUAAUCUCCCUCCAUGGCUGUGCAUGAAACGAAAGUUCAUGAUGUUGACCUUAUUGAUUUCCGGUCCUAAACAACCCGGAAAUGAUAUAGACGUCUACUUGGAGCCUUUGAUUGAUGAUUUAAAAUCUUUGUGGGAUGGGAUUGGAGGAGUGUAUGAUGCACAUAAUGGAGAAUACUUUACACUCAGAGCUGCAUUAAUGUGGACAAUUAAUGAUUUCCCCGCCUAUGGAAACUUAUCUGGUUGUGUUGUUAAAGGAUAUAAAGCUUGUCCAAUAUGCGGCGAUGAUACACCUAGUCACAGGUUGAAAAAUGGCCACAAAAUUUGUUACAUUGGGCAUAGAAAAUGGUUACCGAUCAAUCAUCCAUAUAGGAGGCAACGUGCAGCUUUUAAUGGGAAACCUGAAUAUGGCACGCCUCCUGAGCCAUUAACCGGAGAAGAAGUGCUGCAUAUGGUUGAAGAUGGUGACAGAGUUUGUUGGAAGAAGAAAUCAAUAUUCUUUGAUCUCGAGUAUUGGAAAUACCUUCCUGUGAGGCAUGUCCUAGAUGUUAUGCACAUUGAGAAGAAUGUUUGCGAUAGUAUCAUUGGUACAUUGCUGGAGAUCCCUGGAAAAAAUAAAGAUGGGAUUGCUGCUCGAUUAGAUUUAUUGAACAUGGGGGUCAAAACUGAUUUGCAACCCGAGUAUGGAGAAAGACGUACUCGUUUGCCUCCCGGGCCUUGGAAUUUGUCAAGAGCAGAGAAGAGAGAGGUUUGCAAUUCUUUCUAUGGUAUGAAGGUCCCUGAAGGUUAUUCUUCAAAUAUAAAAAAUCUUGUAUCUUUACAAGAUUCAAGACUUCUUGGCCUUAAAUCACAUGAUUGUCAUACCUUAAUGCAACAAUUGCUCCCUGUGGCAAUUCGUUCUGUUUUGGAGAACCUGAAGAAUCGUACUCGUCCCGAAGGUUGCAUUGCUGAGCGGUAUAUAGCUGAAGAAGCUGUAGAGUUUUGUACCGAGCAUUUAUCUGAUGUUAGUACAGUUGGAGUGCCUUCAAGCCAAAAGAUGGGAGUUUCAAACAUUAUCAGGCAACAUAUGAUCCACAUCCAGACCGCUUAUCCAAAAUUUAGAAAGAGAACAAAGUGGCUGCAGGAUAAGCACAAUAGCACUUUCAUUCAAUGGCUACGCUUCAAGGUUCAAAGUGAACUUAAUGAGGAAGACAAUCAUGGCGUAUCAGAAAAUUUAAGGUGGCUAGCAGCUGGUCCAAACAUGGCAGUGCCAUUAUAUAGGAGCUAUCUCAUUAAAGGUAUUAAAUUCAACAUCAAGGCACAAGAUGAUGUUGCGGACAACUCAAAAUAG
Molecule: messenger RNA, 2196 nt
Organism: Prunus armeniaca (apricot)
Lineage: Eukaryota; Viridiplantae; Streptophyta; Magnoliopsida; Rosales; Rosaceae
Source: the annotation of a GenBank genome assembly